GGGCUCGUGCACUUAUGAGGCUUGUUCCUUUGGGUGGUGGCUACAAACUUUUCUGUUACUCUGUGGAGUCUGCUGUUCGACCAACGGUGGAAUGUUCGAAGGACGUGAAAAGUAUACUUGAUCCAUUUAAUAGUUAACGUGUUUGAACUACUGUACACGAUAUUAACUUUAACUUUCAUAGAUAUUUCAAGGAACUUAUAAAGGCUGGGGUUGUCUGGCCAAUUGUUACCGAGUUGCACGGGCGCUAUCAGGUAAUUAGCCAGUAAGCUAGCUAGUAAAGCCACGCAAAAGAAGAGAAAAACGCCUGAAGUCAUCGAGGACCAAUGCAGGCCAUAAAGUGUGUCGUGGUUGGAGAUGGGGCUGUUGGUAAAACAUGCCUGCUUAUCAGCUACACCACCAAUGCUUUCCCUGGAGAGUACAUCCCCACAGUAUUUGAUAAUUACUCUGCAAAUGUGAUGGUGGAUGGCAAACCAGUCAAUCUGGGUUUAUGGGACACAGCAGGACAGGAAGACUACGACAGGCUCCGUCCUCUCUCCUACCCCCAGACAGACGUGUUUCUGAUCUGCUUCUCUCUUGUGAGUCCUGCCUCUUUUGAAAAUGUCCGUGCAAAGUGGUACCCAGAGGUGAGACAUCACUGCCCAAACACUCCAAUCAUCCUGGUGGGAACCAAGCUUGAUCUGAGAGAUGACAAGGAUACCAUUGAGAAGCUGAAGGAGAAGAAGCUUACUCCCAUCACCUACCCUCAGGGCCUGGCCAUGGCUAAAGAGAUUGGAGCUGUGAAAUAUCUGGAAUGCUCGGCCCUGACGCAGCGUGGCCUUAAGACAGUGUUUGACGAGGCGAUUCGAGCUGUUCUCUGUCCACCGCCCGUGAAGAAGAGGAAGAGAAAAUGCUCUCUGCUCUAGACGAUGAGCGAGGCCUACAAUCCCAGCUGUAUUUUGAGGGAUAGGAAUGAGAUGGUUCACUUGUUCCAAUUUUCCUCCUUUUUUUUUUUUUUUUUCUUUCAUUUUCUUCCUCUUUUUUUUUCUUCCAUUGACUACAAGUUUAUAUCCUCACACAACUGAACAUAACCUCUAGAUUUAGGAACAGGACACAAUCAUCUCAAAUCCAUUUUUCCUUACACACUCAUACUGAUAUUAAAAUCAAUAUGGCCUUUCAACAGAUUUAAAAAACACCGUAAGAAGUUGUCUUGUAGUUUUUCUUUUAAGAGCCCUCGUUGUUUACAAGUCAAUGUCAGAACGAAAUAUAACGGUCUUGCCAAAUAGCACUACAAUAGCCAGGCAUCCACUACAACGUUCUUUAAAGAAUGAAUCCCGUAGAGUCCAUCACCUACCACAAAUCAGUACUCGUCACGGGCUCCAUGUUUGUAUUACAGUAACUCUUGCAUUUCAUACAGUAAAACAUUAGUCCUGAAUAACAGUGCUAGCAUAGCUUCAGUGUUUCUCAAGUACUUACGUACGAGCACAGUUAUACCUCGUCUUUGAUGAACGAUAAAGCCCGAUUCACUAGAAUCAGAAUUACUUUUAAUACCCUGCCUGGAUAUCCAACUUAAACAAGUUCACCUGUAGUCUAAAAGACUGUACUAAUAGGGAAUUAGUGAUGCAUCACAAAAUAAAACACUAUAUGGGGUUAUCAGCGUCAUUUAAUGGUUUGAAUGCAUUUAUCUUAACCCUUAAAUCUUGUAUUAAAAUUUCACUUCAUUCUUUUUAUAUCGGACAUUAAAAAGGCAACACUACUGUUGGUUGCGACAUGAAAGGAAUUUCUUUUUUUCCCCUUUGUAUUCCUAUCAUAGCUAAUUAUAUUUUUAACUAAACUUUUACUUUGUACACUAACAUUUAACUGUCAGCUGACUAGUAUGGUUCUAACAGUUUAAACUUGAUGAACAUGUCAUGCCUUGUGGCAUUCCGUGCUUGUUUUUGCAUGCUUCCUGUAACUGUCCCAAAAUACAAGUACACUAUGUGCAUUUGCCAUCGCAAAUCUGUGUGCACGAUUAGAGCCAAUGUUGUAACCAUGUUUUUAUUUUGUGUGUUUUUUUUUUUUUUUUUUUUUUAGGGAAAUUCCAAAUCAUUUUGUUUUGCAUAAAUGGUGACAAAUAAAGCAGAAUUAAAUGUG
This is a messenger RNA of Tachysurus fulvidraco (yellow catfish), 2109 nucleotides long. It is a transcript of the gene rac1b, whose product is annotated as Rac family small GTPase 1b. Lineage: Eukaryota; Metazoa; Chordata; Actinopteri; Siluriformes; Bagridae. Bases 324 to 902 code for a protein of 192 amino acids. The transcript has 6 exons. Gene Ontology annotation, molecular function: GTPase activity; protein kinase binding; GTP binding. The record is from RefSeq and is a predicted model, not a curated record. Gene Ontology annotation, cellular component: cytoskeleton; dendritic spine; cytoplasmic vesicle. Gene Ontology annotation, biological process: cortical cytoskeleton organization; small GTPase-mediated signal transduction; motor neuron axon guidance.